Molecule: messenger RNA, 759 nt
Organism: Mizuhopecten yessoensis (Yesso scallop)
Lineage: Eukaryota; Metazoa; Mollusca; Bivalvia; Pectinida; Pectinidae
Exons: 7
Coding region: 1-525 (174 amino acids)
Molecular function (GO): metalloendopeptidase inhibitor activity
Source: RefSeq, a predicted model, not a curated record
AUGUUUGGUAUUGAUCAGUUACUUAAUUCCUGUGAAUUUGUUAUCCAAGUUGUGAGAGGCACGGUCCUGAAUCAGACAUUAUUGUCUCGUCGACGCGAUGAUCCAUUUGAUGACCAAUUUUUGUAUGCGUUUGAGAUCACAAGUGUCAUUCAAGCAACAGAGACCGCACUGGAAAGGAUUGGAGGCAAACACGUGCUUUAUCUGCACACGGCAGCAUUCGACUCCAUGUGUGGCGUACAGUUGGAUAUCGGCACAGACUACGUCAUCACGUUCGAUUCCUUCAGCUGGUAUUGGAGUGAGAAAGCAUCCUUUAUGGUGUAUCUGUGUGGGUAUCAGAUGCCAUAUGAUGACUUAUUGCCUGGUGAACUUGAAGUGCUCGACGGAGAUUUUGAUUGUGCCAACAUCCAUGGAGAAGUAGAGUGUAAGCCAAAAGAAGAUGGCGGAAUGAAAUGCUGUAGAAACAUGGGAAUGUCAGGGAGGGGAGACACUGAAUGUUUCGAAGUGGACGACUCCGAUGACCAAUAAACCAAGAAAAACAUCUAAAUGUCCGCCAUUGCUCGUGAGAGCAAACCUACUUAUUUCUUCCACGUUGUCGCUUUAAACAUCAUGCCGUUGUGCCAUAGCAUGCAAUGUCAUUGAGAAUCACAAUUUGUUUUAUUUUGAUUGGGCGUCUCGUUUCGUAUUAUCGAAAGAUGUUGGGAUGUCUCUGCUGACGUUGUCGUAUGAUGCAUGGACAACAUAAUUAUAUUGAUAAUAAAA